AUGGGGGAUAGGUCAUUUGACAGCAAUGCGGGUCCAGCACCCCAGCUUCAAGGUACAGAGUUGCCAUCCUCGUUGGUAACCGAUGAGUUGUCAGUGGCCCGGUCGCAUGGCGUUGCAUCCACCAACGAAUCGAAUACUGCUCUCCAAUCUUCGACAAGGCGACAGGGCAAGUGUCGAUUUUUCAAAACAAAAAAGGGAUGCCGUAUCGGUGCAACUUGCCCGUAUCUCCAUGAUAACUCGGGUCCUGAGGCCAAGGAGCCUUCAUCGGGAUCCCAGAAACCUGCCCAGUCUUUAGGUGAUAAUACCUCAACAUCAACUCAAGAUAUUGUUGCCGAGACCCGCGAGUUGAGCAUUGCUGCUAACCCAUCGACGCAAAAGUCUACUGCCACAGCUCCUGUCCAACCUCAAAGGCCAGUUUCUAAAAUUGAGCAGUCGGAUCCAAGAGAGUUCCAGAUUAAUCAAUUGCGGCGGCGUUAUCGCCCACAUGAGACCAAUGAUGAUCAGGGUGCUACGUUGACCUUUGGGUUGGUCCCUUCGGAUCCCGAUUUCCCAUUCGAGCUGGAAAGACUCCAAUGUGUCCUUCAUGUUCCAAGCUCAUAUCCACGAGGGCGGCCCACGCUUGCAGUGACCAAUCCUGAAAUGGAAGCUGCAUACCAAGCAAACGUCGCUCGUGGCUUUGACGACAUUGUCGAUUUCACAUAUCGAACCAAUAGCCAAGGGACGCUCCUCGGGUGGCUGAACAGUCUGGACAAAAAGCUCGAGCCGCUCCUCACAACCCUAGAGCGUGGGCCAACUCUCAAGUUUUUUGCCAAUAUAGGCGAUGCAACAAGCGUCAAAGCCCCAGAGAAGGUGGCGAGCCAGCCGAGUCUGUCUCAAGCCACCACGGUAGCACCUGCUGCUGCUCGACCUAUCAAAGGAUCACAGCCACGAUUUGUGGCACCAAAGCAUACGGCUGAAGCGAAAGCUGCAGCUGAAAAGAGACGUGCAAUUGAGACGAAGCAACUAGAAGCGCGUCUAGGAAGACUUCCCAUGUUCCAAAAACUGCCAGAUGGCAAGGCGUAUGUAAUUCCAAUUCAGCCCACCAAAAAGGAUCGCUUGUCUAGAGCGAUUCAAGCAUUGAAAACCGUGAAGCUGGUUGUUCCACAAUUAUAUCCACUCGAGAAAAGCUCAAUCAAGCUACAGGGCGUCGAGGGUCAGGAAGUCAAAGCCACGGAAUUAGGAUUUACUCAAUGGGUUGAACAAACUUCACAGCUAAGCCUGGUGUCUCAAAUCAACUACCUGGCGAGCAAUAUCCACAAAUUUGCAGAAACGCCCCUCCCAGAAAGCCAGGAUCUGACCGAUACCACGCCUAUUGCGGCGGAGGUAGAUGAGACUGAAGAUGUUGAGGUUGCCGCGCAAUCACCUCCCAAGGUGUCAGUCCCCGAUGACGAAGACCGGCCACAUCUUCAUGUCAUCCCCCGUCCUCCUGAAUGGUCAGUCCCAGAUCCCCACAGCGGAGCCGAGGGGGCGUCAGAUGAGUCAAGCUACGACGAAGACGAGUUCUCCGACGAAGAAGACGACGACGAAGGCGGGGCACCCGUCCCUGCAGCAGUGGAUAAUAACGCGCCUGGACGAGGCGUGGCACUUUCCUUCCCAUAUAUGGAGCUAUACGGGAUUGAGCUGCUGGAGCUCACAAGCCUUAACAUUACCAUCAAAUGUGAGAGGUGCAAGGUUCCAGCGGACAUCAAGAAUGUGCCACACAUUACCGAAGAGAAAGGUCAAAUGGCGAAAAUGGAGUCUUGCAAAAAGUGCGCUAACAAUAUGAGUAUUGGUGAGUAUAUCCGCAAUUUGAAUCUUUAUCAUGUUGGACAUGGACUUACAUUUGGUGCUGCAGCUUUCCGGAGGCAAUUGAUGCACUCUCAUGCUAAUCGCGCUGGCUAUAUCGACUUGGACGGCUGUACAAUUGGAGACAUGUUGCUUAGGUUGGCUCUCUCUUCUUUGUGUAUGAUGCGCAUUUUUUUUAACGAUUGCUUUAGCGACUUCACUCCCACAUGUUCAGAGUGCUCAACUGCCCACCCAGCGCCCGGUGUACCUGCAGUUCGCGGUGAGAGUGCGAUGGCUAUUUGUCGCCAGUGUCAUCGUAAAAUGGGUAAGCUUCAGAUCGCCUAA
This is a messenger RNA of Penicillium soppii, 2148 nucleotides long. Its product is annotated as Zinc finger CCCH-type. The record is from RefSeq and is a predicted model, not a curated record. Gene Ontology annotation, molecular function: metal ion binding. Lineage: Eukaryota; Fungi; Ascomycota; Eurotiomycetes; Eurotiales; Aspergillaceae. The transcript has 3 exons. The coding region runs from base 1 to 2148 and encodes 715 amino acids.